UACAUCUCUUUUAAGAAAUCAAAAUAAAAAAAAAAUGGCUGGGAAAAUUGCAUGUUUUGUGGUUUUGUGCAUGGUGAUGGUUGCACCCUAUGCAUCGGAGGCGUUUAGCUGCGGUCAAGUUCAGUCCGGGGUGGUUAAGUGUCUCCCUUAUUUGCAAAAUCGCGGCCCUGUGGGACAGUGUUGUGAUGUUGUUAAAGGUCUCCUGAAUUCUGCUAAGACAACACAGGAUCGUAGAACUACAUGCUCUUGCCUUAAAUCAGCUGCUUCUAUUAUAAAGGGCAUUGAUAUGAGCAAAGCUGCUGGUCUCCCUGCUCUUUGUGGUGUCAAAAGUCCCUUCAAGAUUAGCCUCUCCACUGACUGCACUAAAGUCCAGUGAGACCGAUGAAAAAUCGAUUUAUCGACGCAUAAAAUUGGUGUUAGACGUGCUAUCAUGGUGGCGAAGAAUAAGAUGCAUAUGGAUCGAGUUUGAUCCUGCUUAAUUAUGGGUUGUCUUGUUGUCUUUUUUUUUUUUUUUCGGUCAUAGUGGAGUUGUAAUAAAACUUUGGUGAUUGAUUGUUCUACCAUUUAAUCUUGGCUAAAUGAAAUUUUGAGCCAACUAAAAAUGUUUGUGUAUGACUUUACCCUUAAUUCAAUGUCUCUUUCAUGAUUU
This is a messenger RNA of Solanum tuberosum (potato), 649 nucleotides long. RefSeq names its product non-specific lipid-transfer protein 2-like. Bases 35 to 376 code for a protein of 113 amino acids. The transcript has 2 exons. Gene Ontology annotation, molecular function: lipid binding. NCBI's taxonomy places the organism in Eukaryota, Viridiplantae, Streptophyta, Magnoliopsida, Solanales, Solanaceae. Gene Ontology annotation, biological process: lipid transport. The record is from RefSeq and is a predicted model, not a curated record.